This is a messenger RNA of Psammomys obesus (fat sand rat), 3393 nucleotides long. RefSeq names its product cullin 4B (gene Cul4b). Lineage: Eukaryota; Metazoa; Chordata; Mammalia; Rodentia; Muridae. Gene Ontology annotation, biological process: ubiquitin-dependent protein catabolic process; protein ubiquitination; DNA damage response. Bases 90 to 3011 code for a protein of 973 amino acids. Gene Ontology annotation, molecular function: ubiquitin protein ligase binding. The record is from RefSeq and is a predicted model, not a curated record. The transcript has 23 exons. Gene Ontology annotation, cellular component: Cul4B-RING E3 ubiquitin ligase complex.
GGGAGAGUGACUGCGGACGUGAGAGGAAAGCCACGUAAGACUGCGUUUUCCUGCCUUCUAGCCAUUCUAGAUGCGCCCUCAAAGAGAGGAUGUCUCAUUCAACCAGCUCUAGAGAAAGACGAGAGAAUGACACCAACUCGGAAGAUAACAGUUCAGAAACGACCAAUCAAGAGCGCCGAAGGUGUCACCAAGGACUGUCCCGCCCUCCCUUUCCACCUCUUUUACCCCCCGUGUUCCCUCCCCUAACCCCCCCACAUCAAGUCCUGCGGACCCGGGGGCUUCAGGAUCUGGGAGCUAUGAAAAGUGUCUGCCCAGGCACUUCCGGUUUUUCUUCCCCCAAUCCCUCUGCUGCUUCUGCUGCUGCUCAGGAGGUCAGAUCUGCCACUGAUGGUAAUACCAGCACCACUCCGCCCACCUCUGCCAAGAAGAGAAAGUUAAACAGUAGCAGCAGCAGUAGCAGCAGUAACAGUAGUAACGAGAGAGAAGACUUUGAUUCCACCUCUUCCUCUUCCACCCCUCCACAACCCAGAGAUUCGGCGGCCCCUUCAACCUCGUCCUUCUGCCUCGGGGUUCCAGUGGCCACUUCCAGCUACGUACCGAUACAGAAGAAGCUGCGUUUUGACGACACCCUGGAGUUUGUAGGGUUUGAUACAAAAAUGGCUGAGGAAUCUUCCUCCUCAUCUUGCUCAUCUUCGCCAACUGCUGCAACCUCACAGCAGCAGCAGCAGCAACUUAAAAAUAAGAGUAUAUUAAUUUCUUCUGUGGCUUCAGUGCACCAUGCAAAUGGCCUGGCUAAAUCUUCUACCCCGGUCUCUAGCUUUGCUAACAGCAAGCCUGGCUCAGCUAAGAAGUUAGUCAUCAAGAACUUUAAAGAUAAGCCUAAAUUACCAGAAAACUAUACAGAUGAGACAUGGCAAAAACUAAAAGAAGCAGUGGAAGCUAUUCAGAAUAGUACUUCAAUUAAGUACAAUUUAGAAGAACUCUACCAGGCUGUAGAAAAUCUUUGUUCUUACAAGAUUUCUGCUAAUUUGUAUAAGCAGCUGAGACAGAUCUGUGAAGAUCACAUCAAAGCACAGAUUAAUCAAUUCAGAGAGGAUUCAUUGGAUAGUGUUCUUUUUCUAAAAAAGAUUGAUAAAUGCUGGCAAAAUCAUUGUAGACAAAUGAUAAUGAUCAGGAGCAUUUUUUUGUUUCUGGAUAGAACUUAUGUUCUUCAGAAUUCAAUGCUACCCUCCAUUUGGGACAUGGGAUUAGAGUUAUUUAGGGCUCAUAUUAUAAGUGAUCAAAAAGUCCAAACAAAAACAAUUGAUGGCAUCCUUCUCCUGAUUGAGAGAGAACGGAAUGGCGAAGCAAUUGAUAGAACUUUACUUCGAAGCCUUUUAAGUAUGCUGUCUGAUUUGCAAAUUUACCAAGACUCUUUUGAACAACGAUUUUUGGAAGAAACUAACCGUCUUUAUGCAGCUGAAGGUCAGAAGUUAAUGCAAGAAAGAGAGGUUCCUGAGUAUCUUCAUCAUGUUAAUAAACGCCUAGAAGAAGAAGCAGACAGACUUAUUACUUACUUAGAUCAGACUACUCAGAAGUCACUAAUUGCUUCUGUUGAAAAACAACUUCUAGGUGAACACUUAACAUCAAUUCUUCAGAAAGGUUUAAAUAACCUCCUUGAUGAAAACCGAAUUCAAGAUUUGUCUCUUCUGUAUCAGCUCUUCAGUAGAGUUCGAGGUGGAGUGCAGGUUCUCUUACAGCAGUGGAUUGAGUAUAUCAAGGCUUUUGGAAGUACUAUUGUUAUUAAUCCUGAAAAAGAUAAAACCAUGGUUCAAGAAUUAUUGGACUUUAAAGAUAAAGUUGACCAUAUAAUUGAUACCUGCUUUCUGAAAAAUGAAAAAUUUAUCAAUGCCAUGAAAGAAGCAUUUGAAACAUUCAUUAAUAAAAGACCAAAUAAACCAGCUGAACUGAUAGCUAAGUAUGUGGAUUCAAAACUUCGUGCAGGCAACAAAGAAGCUACAGAUGAAGAACUUGAGAAAAUGUUGGAUAAAAUAAUGAUUAUAUUUAGAUUUAUCUAUGGCAAAGAUGUUUUUGAGGCCUUCUAUAAGAAAGAUUUAGCGAAACGCCUAUUAGUUGGCAAGAGUGCAUCAGUAGAUGCUGAAAAGUCAAUGCUGUCUAAACUGAAGCAUGAAUGUGGAGCUGCUUUCACCAGUAAGCUUGAAGGGAUGUUUAAAGACAUGGAGCUUUCCAAAGACAUCAUGAUUCAGUUUAAACAGGUAAAAUAUAUGCAGAACCAGAAUGUGCCGGGCAAUAUUGAAUUAACUGUGAAUAUCCUGACAAUGGGUUACUGGCCAACAUACGUGCCUAUGGAAGUCCAUUUGCCACCAGAGAUGGUAAAGCUUCAGGAAAUUUUCAAGACAUUUUACUUAGGCAAACACAGUGGCAGGAAACUCCAAUGGCAGUCAACCUUAGGACACUGUGUGCUAAAAGCCGAGUUUAAAGAGGGCAAAAAAGAACUUCAGGUCUCUCUUUUUCAAACCCUGGUGCUGCUAAUGUUUAAUGAAGGAGAGGAGUUCAGUUUAGAAGAGAUCAAACAAGCAACUGGGAUAGAGGAUGGAGAAUUAAGGAGAACACUGCAGUCACUAGCUUGUGGCAAAGCUAGAGUUCUGGCUAAAAAUCCAAAGGGCAAAGAUAUUGAAGACGGUGACAAAUUCAUUUGUAACGACGAUUUCAAACACAAACUAUUCAGGAUAAAAAUCAAUCAAAUCCAAAUGAAAGAAACGGUUGAAGAACAAGCAAGCACUACAGAAAGAGUAUUUCAAGAUAGACAGUACCAAAUUGAUGCUGCGAUUGUCCGAAUUAUGAAGAUGAGAAAAACACUUAGCCACAAUCUUCUUGUUUCAGAAGUCUACAAUCAGCUAAAAUUUCCAGUAAAACCUGCUGAUUUAAAGAAGAGAAUAGAAUCCCUAAUUGACCGGGACUACAUGGAAAGAGAUAAAGAAAAUCCAAAUCAGUACAACUAUAUUGCAUAGAAUGUUGGUUGUCCUUGGAACAUUGUCAUAAUGCCAUAGCCAUUGGAUAAACUAACUUGUUGAAUCUCAUGUUAUUUGACGUCUUUUAUACUUCCGAUGACCAAAUGAAGCAGUGUAAUGGAAAUAGUUGCGUGGACUUUUCUCAGUGGUUAACAUGCUCGUUUUAAAGAGUAAUACUUAACUUUUAAGAAGAAUGUUGUUGAACUCUUUGCAUGUUAUUUAGUAUGAUGUGUAGAAUACUCUUUAAGAAAGUACCCAGUCUUUAUGAUUUCUUUUGGAACUGGGGAAGAGAUCCCUAUGGCCAUUAAAAAGGGAGGGGAGUCUUAUACAUCAUCAAUAAAGCAAAGGUUUAUUUGCAUAAAAUCAUUUAAAAAUACUUAAA